AUGAUAAAGCCCACAAAUCCUGAGUCUUAUGCUCUGAUUACAUGGACUGACAGUUUGCAAUUUAAGGCCUGUUUCUUAUCUUUUGCAGCUCAAGUGAAAGGAUUCGUAGGUGGUUGUAGACCUAUCAUAAGAAUAGAUGGUGCACAUUUAAGUGGAUAUUACAAAGGGGUUAUGCUCACUGCAGUUGCAAUAGAUGGGAAUAAAGAGAUUUUUGUGUUAGCCUAUGAGAUUGUUGACACAGAGAGCAUAGAUUCCUGGACUUAUUUUUUCAGAAACUUGAGGAGCUUGUUUGCUCAGUAUGAAUCUCAGAAAGAAGACUGGACUUUUAUCAGUGACAGGAUGAGGGGAGUUGAAUCAGCAUUGUUUGAGGUGUUCCCAAGAGCUACGAGGAGAAUAUGCUGCCAGCAUUUGUACUCAAAUUGCAAGGCUGCAGGAUGGAGUGGGGCAACAUUUCAUAAGAUGUUUUGGAUUGCGGCAAAUGCCUACAAUGAGUACGUUUUUGAAAAAGCUAUGUCCAAGAUAAAAGAUUUUGAUGCAGCAGCAUAUGACUAUCUCAAAAAUGUAGAAGAGCAGUGGAGUGUGCACAUGCUUGACAGGACAGUUUGUUGUGAUCAUAACACAACAAACUUCGUAGAGUCAUUCAAUGCAAUAACAAAGGCCAACAGGGACAUGCCUGUGUUGACAUUGCUGGAAGCUGGUGGCGGAGAGUUUGAGGUGAGGGAUGGCCAUGUCAAGUUCCCUGUCACCCUUGGAAAUAUAGCUUGUGGGUGUGGGAAAUGGCAAGGAUCAGAGAUCCCUUGCAAGCAUGGGCUAAAGGUCAUUUACAACCAGAGACUUGAUCCUAGAGACUUUGUCUCACCUUUCUACAAAGGGUUGCUUACAAACUCACUUAUGGAGACCACAUCCACCCCAUGA
Messenger RNA from Amaranthus tricolor (Joseph's coat), 915 nucleotides. RefSeq lists its product as uncharacterized. NCBI's taxonomy places the organism in Eukaryota, Viridiplantae, Streptophyta, Magnoliopsida, Caryophyllales, Amaranthaceae. Gene Ontology annotation, molecular function: DNA binding; transposase activity; zinc ion binding. The record is from RefSeq and is a predicted model, not a curated record. The coding region runs from base 1 to 915 and encodes 304 amino acids. The transcript is spliced from 3 exons. Gene Ontology annotation, biological process: DNA transposition.